CAAAUUGUGAGGUAGUGCGAGAAAGCCAUGGAAAAUAACGACUGUGUCUGGUGCAUUCUCAUUUACUGUUUGUUUGUCGACCAAACCCAAGGAAAAUUUGUGUUAAUCACGGAUAUUGGUUUUUAUAACGUUAGUUGAGCCGAGAUGUUUAGCUUUGGGUCUCCCAGCAGCUAAAAUGGAGACAGAUGAAGCGUUUAACCAGGCUUACGAAGUGAUCAAGGCAACAUACAGUGGAUUUAUUCCAAUUUGGAUUGGACUCCAAUAUAUCCCAGCAGACGGAACGUUUCGCUGGACAGAUGGGUCAGUGACGUCACGAACUAACUGGUACACGGGUGGAUCGUACAACGAGCCGGAUAACCCGCAGACGGAGCACUGCGUAGCAAUUCAUAAAACUUGGGACAAUUAUGGCUCCAUGGUGACGAGAGAGUGUACUGGAAAGAACUAUAACAUCCUAUGUGGUUCAUACGAGGUAUCAAUGAUCAGAAGUGGGAUAUUUCAUGAUGUUACUAAAUCAGAGAUGGCCAGCGGAACGGAGAUUUUUUCUUUUCCAAUAAAGACAAAACAGGCGUGUGCACGCUCGUGUAGUGUUACCCAAUCCUGCUCUCACUAUCUGAUCACAGCGGACAAGACUCGGUGCGUUUUGUUUUCUGGAAAUACGGCAUCAGGGACAACCAGUUCCGGCUCUCUCUACAUCAGAAUUUGACAAUACUGAGGGACAUGAUGUCAGACAGUAUGUGCAAAUAGCCACUUGACAUCUGAAGUUAAUGAAACUAUCAUACUGACUACUAGGAGACGACGAUGUCAGGACUUGAUAUACAUAGCAGUAUUUGUUCAACAAUGUGACAGGUCCGUAAGAACAAUGUUUAGAGUAGGGGGAAUAACCUCUAAUGGGAAGGUGUUGGGGAAGGGCACAAGUCAUAUUUUUAUCUUCAUUUAAAAUGGGACGAAACAACGUAAAUUUUCAUCAUCGUGUGGGGGCACAGGUUCACGCUUCCCCCACCACCAUCCCGGUUCCUAUGGGCUUGAGUGAUAUUAGUUUAAGUUGUAUGUACUUUGGACACAUCUGUCAUUGCACAAACUGGUGAGUCACUUGUGGAAAUUGUCCACAACUGGUCUAACAAAAGGCUGUGGUAUGUACUACCUUGUCUGUGGGAUGGUGCAUAUAAUGGAAAAAGAGUAGUUCACGGCCUAGCAGCAGAGGGAAUCCUAUUAUUAUCUAAUAGUAUGUCAGUGGACCGUAACCAUACAUACGACGCGAAAUAACCGUGUAUAAACAUAUGUUGAAAGCGUUGCUAAAUAGAACAAGUCUUUAUUCUUUAUCUCAAGAGACCUGAGGUUGUUGUACCUGUGACAUAAAUGGAACGGAAAGUCAAGAAAGUUGUGUGAAUAUUCAGAUCACCAAAGCCGAAAGUCAACUGACCUGGUGCAAUUCGUUCUUGUCCGUCUUGAGUUGUGCGUAAACGUUUCACACAGGACGUGAGGGGCGGGUCCCAAAAGGGGAACUUUUUAAAAUACCGAAUGUAUGUAAUGGUCAUUGUUUAUCUAAUUUGUUAAUAUCAUUAAUAUCGGGGCCCAUUUGUCUCCGAGAUGUGGGGUUAAUGUAGUUAAACAAAAAAUGCAUUUAAACUGUUAUUUCUUCUAUUUCUUCAAAACUACUUGACCAAUUAUAAACACAUAUAUGAAUUUAGUCAUUCUGGUUUUAGUCCCCUACCUGUCCAACUGGAUGAGAUUAUAGGUUUCGUCUCCGUCCCUGUGUCUGUAUUUCUGCCCAUCCGUCCCACGAAUAGUUCCCACAAUGCCUCAAGAUAUUGAGCUGAUAUUUCUUUAUAUAGCUUUAUUGUAUAAUGUUACAAUCAAGUUUGACUAUUCGUGGCGACUUAUCCAUUUUUGACAGCGUUAUGGCCGUUGAAUUUAUGAAAUAUGACAAUUUGUUUGCCGGAUUGGUUGGGGUUUUUUUUUGUGGGGUUUUUUUUUCAGUUUGUUCUUUUUUUCUUUUC
Messenger RNA from Gigantopelta aegis, 1997 nucleotides. RefSeq lists its product as uncharacterized. Lineage: Eukaryota; Metazoa; Mollusca; Gastropoda; Neomphalida; Peltospiridae. The coding region runs from base 176 to 703 and encodes 175 amino acids. The record is from RefSeq and is a predicted model, not a curated record. The transcript has 4 exons.